Molecule: messenger RNA, 1059 nt
Organism: Colletotrichum higginsianum IMI 349063
Lineage: Eukaryota; Fungi; Ascomycota; Sordariomycetes; Glomerellales; Glomerellaceae
Product: Mediator of rna polymerase ii transcription subunit 4
Exons: 2
Coding region: 1-1059 (352 amino acids)
Biological process (GO): regulation of transcription by RNA polymerase II
Cellular component (GO): mediator complex
Molecular function (GO): transcription coregulator activity
Source: RefSeq, a predicted model, not a curated record
AUGGACAAGCUCAUUGACGCUCGUUUCGAUCGUGUCGAGAAGGCCCUGGCCAGUCUCAUCGAGUCGGUCUCCAAAUACCACCCUCACGCGAAGCAGGCAUUGGACCUCCACGAAGCCGACAAUGAUCUUGCCAAAGGCCUCAAUGAAGUACAAACACAUCAGAACAACAAUCUACUCUUGCAGCAGCUCCGCGCGACGACCGCAUCCCUCGAUACCCAGAUCCGCGAGACCCUCCAAAGCCUCGCGACGACACGCAAGGACAUCACCACCACCCAGAUCACCGUCUACCCCGACGGAACCAGGUACCCCAUCAAGUACGACGAGCUCCUGAACUACGCCCGCCGCAUCAGCAAGACCACCCUCCCGCCCGCCGCCCUCACCGCAGGCGUCGUUGCCGCAACGGCCGGAGACACCCCCGCCCCGGACCCGAACGUCAGCAUGACCACCAACCCAAACACCCCGGCCGCCGCCGCCAACGGCCUCCAAAGCCAGCCCGUCAGCGCGGCCCCGACGCCGAGCCAGGCCCAGACCCCGGGCCCCUCGGCCGCGGCCAACAGCAGCAGCCCCCCACAGGACGCCAUCCAGGGGGCCCAGCACCCCGCGAGCAUGAUGAUGACGGCGACGGCGACGGCGACGGCGACGACGACGACGACGAGCGGCGCCACCUCGCUGCCCGACGGCCUGCGGAACCACCUCGACCCGCACUUCAACGCCAGCUUCGUCCCCUGGCCCAACGAGUUCCAGAUCCGCAGCGGCGCCAUGUCCGUCUACCAGGACCUGGCCGACAAGGGGAUCGACCCGCGCGGCUACGACCCGCAGCAGAUCGCCGAGGCGAAGCGCCGCGAGGAGGAGGAGCGCCGGGCCCGCGAGGAGCAGGAGAAGCUCGAGGCCGAGCGCAAGAACAGGGAAUACCAGGAGAAGAUGGACAAGAUCCGCCGCGAGCAGCAGGAGGCCUACCGCCGCGACAGCGUCGCCGCCGGCGCCGGCGCCUCGUCCGCCGGCAAGAGCAAGCAGUUCCAGUUCACCAGUCUCAUGGACGACGACGACGACGACGAGUAG